Armigeres subalbatus is the source of this 1440-nucleotide messenger RNA. RefSeq lists its product as uncharacterized. NCBI's taxonomy places the organism in Eukaryota, Metazoa, Arthropoda, Insecta, Diptera, Culicidae. The transcript is spliced from 3 exons. Gene Ontology annotation, molecular function: nucleic acid binding. The record is from RefSeq and is a predicted model, not a curated record. The coding region runs from base 1 to 1440 and encodes 479 amino acids.
AUGCCUGUCCGUAUUGCGGAGACUGCAGAGGAGCUACGUGCCAACGUUCACAUUCAUUAUGAAACGACAAAGUUGGAGUUUCCAUUCAACAAUUUCCGGAAUUGGAGAAAGCUGGCUCGUUCGACAGCAUAUAUUUUUCGGUUUAUCAGAAACACCCGUCCCAAGGAAUUCUCUCGAAUGGAUGGUGGUCUGACAAUGGAAGAAAUCCAACAUGCAGAGAACUUCCAUAUUCGCACCACCCAGCAAGAUACGUUUCAGGAGGAGAUAUCAAUUCUUCGUCGCAAAGGAAACGACGCUGCGCUUCCCAAACGAAGCCCUUUGUUCAAAUUGGUUCCCUUCCUUGACGAUCAAGGAAUACUACGCAUGAAAGGCAGGACAGGAGCAUGCAAGUACGUUUCACCGGACGCAGUCAAUCCCAUCAUCCUUCCGCGUGAUCACCCGAUAACGCACAUUAUCAUACGGACUUACCACGAUAAAUUUCACCACCACAACCACGAAUCUGUGAUCAACGAGGUUCGUCAAAAGUUCUGCGUUGCACGGCUCCGUCAGAUGUAUGCCAAAGUUAGAUCCGAUUGCCCGCGGUGCAAAUUGAGGGACGCUCGUCCUAACCCUCCAGCAAUGGCAGAUCUCCCUGCAUGCCGAGUAGCCGCGUACAGCUGUCCGUUCACGCACACCGGCAUAGAUUAUUUUGGUCCAAUGGAAGUAUCUGUAGCUAGCUCUUUAACCACUAACUCAUGCAUUAUGGCGAUACGCAAUUUCAUUGCCCGUCGUGGAACUCCAGCUGCAUUUUAUAGCGACAGAGGCACCAACUUCAUCGGCUCUGAACGUGAGCUAAAGCAGGCCCUAAAGACCAUCAACCAGAACAAGCUGGCACAAGAGUUUUCCGUUAAGCGAACAUUGUAUGAAGUUAAGCCAUCAUCAAGGCCGACCGACGAGGAACUGAAGAACGCGUUGAUAGAAGUUGAAGCCAUCCUAAAUGCACGACCACUUACUCAUGUUCCGCUCGAAGAUGAAGCAGCUCCUGUACUCACUCCAAAUCACUGGCUGUUGGGGUCAUCCAAUGGAUUGAAAGCAUGGUCUCUAUUGAACAGCAACUCUAUCGCAUUAAGACGUGGUUGGCAUCAAUCACAAGCCUUUGUUAACCACUUCUGGAAGAGAUGGAUUCGGGAGUAUCUACCGGACCUAACGAGGCGCAGCAAAUGGUUUCAGAAAGUCGCACCCAUCAAGGAAGGAGAUAUAGUUCUGAUCGUUGAUCCGGAACAUCCAAGAAAUUGCUGGCCAAAAGGACGGAUCAUUGGAACGGUUGACCGAGACAGUCAGGUACGUAAGGUUACCAUUCGAACCGCGAAGGGCGUGUACGAGAGGGCAGCUGUAAACGUAGCGGUUCUUGAUGUCCGAGGCAAGAAGUUAGCAGACUCAGAGGCGGAGUCAGCAAACUAA